ACAGUUUGGCUGACUUUAAAAUUUACAAUUUUAUCGACGAUUUUGUACUAGUGUUUUUUCAGAAUUUAUUGCUUAUUAAAAAUUUAUAUCCGUUUGGAUUAUUUUGAUAAAUUUAUGUGCUAGUAGAAAUGUUGAUAGGACGAGUGUCUGAGGGCAAAGAGACAAAAGGGAUUGGAGAAGAAGGCGAUAGACACAACCCUUGCCAUGAAUACGAAACUGCUAAUGAAUUAUACGAUAUAAUGGCUGAAAAUCAUCGCUACCAUGCCAGCAAUGAAACUCUAACAGCAAGUGACUUAGUAAUAUUGUAUAAAAACCUAGAUAUCGGCACAAAACUUAUGACUGAGGCAAAGUAUUCCCAAACAAAACCAUCUAACCAAUAUGUGGAGACCGUCAUAUACAAUGAUGAUCAAGAUACCGAUGAUUCUGACAUUGGUGAAAUUUAUAGCACUGAAGAUAUACGGAAUAUUAUGAUGAUAAAUAAAGAAAGAAUAGAUUUGAUAAACAACACAUCGUCUUAUGAAACUAAUCUUUGUCAAAAAUUUGGUAAUGUUGCUAUGAAUUCGAGUAAUUUAACAUCGUCUUAUAAUGAAAAUCUCCUUUUUAAGGACCCAUUUAUUAAAGAUCAGUUAAAUAGUUUCAUUCCUGAAAAUUAUAAUACUAAUAUCCUACCAACGUCAUUGCUCGACUACAUUUGCUGUAAAAGGCUAGAAGACAAUUACAAUUUUUACAUGGAUAGCGUUAUCACAUAUGUGAAACAUACAAUAGAACAUCUUAGGAGAAUCAGCAAUGGGGAUUACUUAACGGAUAAAGCAAAGAAGAAAUGGAGAGAGGUUGUAGAUCCUGUUUGUAAGGGACAAGAUGACGAUAAAAACAUUUUAGCAAAUUCAAUUAGCAUCCCUUUAAAUGUUACGCCAAAGUUGAAUGGUCUUAAUAGAAUGUGGGAGGAUACAGUACACUCUGAAGUAGAUGUGAGAUCCCUCUCCAAGUUAUUGGAGAAAAGAAUUGUACUUGAAAUUCCAAAAUUAAUUUGUGGAACUUAUAAGUUAUUUAGUCAACAAUAUAAUGACAAUUUGAUAAUCCAUUGCAAAAAGGAAACUCAAUCUGUCAAUAACGACACGCAGUCACGUGUUGAUAUUGUAUUAAAAAUAAAAAAAUCUGAUUCAGGGCAUGUUAUAAGUAAACUGGACUCUAUCAUGAUUUUACAAACUUUACCUCAGACGUCUAUCGAAGAUUGUAUAGCAACUGAACCUUUAGCAAUAAUGUACAAUCCUCCUGAUCAUAUGAAAGAGGAUUCACCUAAAAUAAUGGAAUUAAAUGAAGAUGAUGAAGAAAGCAAAGAAACUAUGUAUGAAUCAAACAUGUUUACCAAUAAAUCGCAAGAAACCUUUGAAGAUUCACUGAUUGGUACCGACACUGAUAUGAGUAGCAUUUCGCCACAAUGUAGGAAUCAAGAUUUUGCUGACACGUUUAUUUCACACAAAACUAUUAUUGAUACUAAGACGUAUAGCGAUGAACAGACUGAAGCAAAUUUGUGUAUUACAACACCAAACGAAUUAUAUUGCACUCUACAACGUUUAUCUAUGAACUCUCCGGUACCAGAAGAAAGUGAAAUCCCAAUUAAGAAGAAAAAGUCAGCUUCGAAAAUUCGAAUCAAAUCUCCAUAUGAAAAUGCAUCCCAUGCAAUGGAAGAGAAGAAAAGAAAGAGACUUCUUGAAAUACGCGAGAGACGGGAAAAUAAGAAAAAAGCUUUGAGUGAACAUUGUAAAAUAUCGAAACACAAAUAUAACAAAGGAGCUGUUAUGGCUCGAGCAUCAAGUUCAGUUACGAAACUAUCAAUUACUAAUAAAUCUUUUUACAACUCUAUAUACGGCCAAGCAAUGAAUAACGAAGUUAAAAGCAAAAAAGGUCGAAAGUUCAAUAAUGAAGACUUAAAAAUUGUUGUUGAUUUAGAUAGUUCUAAUGAAAAACCACAAAUAAAAUCUCCAAAAUUAGAUAAAAGUAAAGAUAAGAUAAUAUACGUCAAUCAUAGUUAUUAUCUUGAUCAUGCUGAUACUCAAGUGAUGCGCUUACAAAUGAAACAAAUGUCCGAAACUGACAAUACUGCGGGAGGCACUGCCCCUACAUCAGUAGCCUCAGAUGAUUUUAGCUCUAAUUUGAGCUUACUCAAAGACCUUAUUAGUCCAACAUUAACCAUUAAUAGUCCUGAUGAAAAAAACAAAUCCUCGCCGAAUUUCAAGCUUAUAAAUGAGGAAAUUGCGACCUUUAAAACGGAAACAGCGCCAAUUGAAUCCAGACAAAGCAUUACAAACAUAGUUCCUACUAAUACCCCAAAGGAAAUUAACUUAAGCGUUAAUAAAGAAUCGCCAAAACACCAGCCGACUUGUGCCCCUACAGUAGAAUGUCGAAAAAGUAUCGAUAAAAUUUAUAAUCUAAUCCAAAAACCUGCAAAAACUGACACAUCUCAAUUAGAUUCAGCAGAAAAACUAGAACUAAAUGUGGGAAGUAGCGAUGGUGAGGAUAAAUAUGAAGAAGGGUACCAUUGCACUCAAGCUAGUGAUAGUGGAACUAGUGUAAAACAUCAUUUAGCUUCAUCAAUUCCAAGCUGUUUUAGUUUCGAGAGAGCCAAUAAAGAUCAACAAAUUAAAAAGAAUGUUAUCAAAAAAAGUGAAAUACCCAUUUCAGUACACCCAAAAGUAACAAUUGAUAGCAAAAAUCAAGUUACACGAUCAAACGACGACAAAACAAAAAGAGAUCGAAGAAAGAUAAGUAGUCCUAUGCACAAAAUUGCUGAAAAUCCAUUAAAAGCUAUUUCUCAACUGCUACAUGAAUUUGAAAAUGUUCAAAAGAGCCGCCUUAAAAAUGAAUCCAAGACGAACAAAAAGCUUAAUUCAGAACAAAAGAAUAGCGGUCGACAAGUUACUUUCAAACGACCGCUUCACCAAGACCAACACCCUAAAGACAGUGAACAUGUUUCUCGAGUUUCAACUCCAAAAGAAAGAAAGUCACGACAUAAUAAUACAUUACUUCAAACUUCAAAAUUGUCAAACACCAAGACAUCUAUGGAUGAGAAAUUGAAUAGAAAAAAAGUUACGGAUAUAUUAGACGAAGUCAAAGAAGCUAGAGGUGAGGCGGUACGUGGACCACCAAAGACACAUUCAAGACUUGAUAGUUUAGCACAACCUAAGAAAUCUUAUAUUCAGUCUAAUAGUGAACAAUAUCAGAACCGAAAUGUGAGAAAUAUUUUAAAUAAACAACAAAGAGUUACAAAUAAUACAGUGGCUGAUAGAAGAGAAGCAUUUAACUUAAGACAAAAGCGAAGAUUAGAACUGUCUCAAAAACCACAUUCCGCCGUACCACCCCUAGGUUCUAGACGGUCGUCAAGUAGCAGCCCCGAUGGAAAUCAUAAACGUUCCCCAUUGCCAGCGACUGCACCGUCCCAUAAACAUACCAUACCAGAAGCGCCUAAAACAUUGAUUAAAAAGAUGGUCGCGGUGGAAUCGUAUGUAACUAACCAUUAUGGACGCAGUUCGCCGAUACGAGAUUUAAAAGAUUUCAUUGGGGCUCAAAAGUCCCGAGUACCGCUGAUACCAACUGAUCUUGAUAUAGGAUCUGUAACAUCAUCUCGGACCGCAGAGGAAUCUACUACGCUUGGAAAAAAAUUACAUUAUAUGAUUGAUACAAUGGUAAACACAGCUCUUCCUGCAUUAACUUCACUUAAUGAACAAAAAGAAAGAAGCAAAGAUGAUUUAAACGAAGCAUUUGUAGAAAAUAUGGACCAAUAUGACGAACUUAUAUCUAAUACCGAAUUCCCAAUUGAUAUCUUUGGAGAUAAAAGUAUCACUACAGCUGUAGCAAGUCUACCAAGGGAUAAUAAUCAUAAUGAAUCUAUUCGUAAUAGUAAUAUCGAUUUUAUGACAUACGAUAUUCAACCUUUCAAUUCCACAACAGAGUUACAGCGGCUAGAAAAUGCAUUAUACCGCCGAUUAUCAGCGGCUACAUUUCAAAAACGUCUGCGGAUUAAGAAUUUAACAUUAACGCCUAAACAUUCUUUGCAGCAAGUUUUUGUAUUACAUUCUGGUGAUGCUGGUUCCAUUGUUGUUAAAUCUACAUUAUCACAAAAAUUUACUAAAUCAAAGUCAAAAACUAAAACAGAACUGUAUACACCUACUCAUUCCAAAUCACUUAUUGAUUGGACAUUUGCAAACUUCCCGAAACAGUACGCAACAGUUGGCUAUGCUGUACCUAGUAUGUAUAAAAUAGAUAAUUCUCAAAAAACAGCUGAGUCCGUAGAAGCUACAUCGGACAGUCAACAUUCCGAGGAAAAUCGAAGUAUUAAAUCUGACAUUAAAUCAAAUAAAAAUGAUCAAUGUUUUUACGAGUCCCCUGCACUUUUGGAAGAAGAGAAACGUGCACAAGUAAGCGGAGCAACUGUUGUUGUUGCUGAAAAAAAUUCUCUUCAAGACAAGUGUGACGAAAAACCAGAUCUAAGUUCACUAAAUGGUAGGGAACCUUCCAAAGUACAUCAGGAAAAUUUAAACGAAUCCAGUCUAAGUCUUAUUUCGAGUAACAUAGAUACUACAUCUCUCGAUAUAUUAGUAGGUUUACUCAAUGAAAUUAAAAAUAUCACUUCUUGUCAAACGUACAUAACUAAAAAUGAACAUCGUGUUAAUGAUGAUGAAUAUAAAGAAUUAGAAUUCAUUUUGAAAAAUGCAAAAUUACAGGAAUAUUCAGUUGAACAUAGUCCCCAAGAUGCACUAUCUUUCGCCAAUUUAAAAGAUGUUGGAGAAAAUUGCAAUUUAUGUGCUUUAUUAACAAGUUCAAAUUCAGCUAAAUAUGGACCAUUGAUAAAUAGUACGCCCGUGCGAUCGGAUAAGGAAGUAAACGUAAACUUUUCUGGCAUUGAAUAUGUGCACACAUUCACUGAAGUACCUUCUCGAUUUUUUCCUAUUACAGUCCACCAUAGCACUAAUGUGACGAGCUCUCUCAUCGGUGUUAUCAGCGAACCCUCCGAACACUCUUUAUUUUCAGAUUAUCAAACACUUUAUUGCAAUUCUUCAACUAAAAGAAUUAUAGAACUACCUGAUAUUCCAUCGAAACCAUCACUGCAUGAAUUGAUACAGUCAGAAUCAAAAGUAACUAAUAAAACUAAAGAAAAUACAAAUCAACUUGUAAUGCGUGACAAUUCUGUAGUUCACUGCGAUUCAUCAGAUGUAAAGAGACGGAGAAAGGAAGUAAAAAAUGAUCUGUUAGAUUUUGAUCCCAUGUUAAAAAUGAAAAGAGAUGUUUUAGUAACUGUGUAUUCUAUUCUUGUAAUGACAGUAUUUGCUGCAUUGUCUUUCCCUGAAAUUUUAUAUAGCUACUAAAUAAUAAUUGUGUCCUGUUUUGUAUGAUACUUGUGUUAUUUAUUGUGUGGGUCUUGAAAAAUUUGAAGUGCGAUGUUGGUUGUGUUUUCAGUUUUAGGUUUCUGAAGAAAAUAAAGGAAUAGAGAUUU
Molecule: messenger RNA, 5491 nt
Organism: Colias croceus (clouded yellow)
Lineage: Eukaryota; Metazoa; Arthropoda; Insecta; Lepidoptera; Pieridae
Exons: 7
Coding region: 129-5363 (1744 amino acids)
Source: RefSeq, a predicted model, not a curated record